Molecule: messenger RNA, 385 nt
Organism: Myotis davidii
Lineage: Eukaryota; Metazoa; Chordata; Mammalia; Chiroptera; Vespertilionidae
Gene: WFDC13
Product: WAP four-disulfide core domain 13
Exons: 2
Coding region: 143-385 (80 amino acids)
Cellular component (GO): extracellular region
Molecular function (GO): peptidase inhibitor activity
Source: RefSeq, a predicted model, not a curated record
CUCCAGAUAGAUUGGAAUACACCGUAAAAAACCAAUCACAGCAUGCCUCCUCUUUUCCCUCCUUCCCUCUCAUUUCCCCUAAACUGCGCCUGUUCAAACCCAGCAGUCCUCAGCCAGGACUUAACACCAUCCUGCCAGCAGCAUGAAGCCUGUGCUGCUCCUUCAGCUCCUGCUGGUGAUUCAUCUAGCACCGCAGCUGGUGCCUGCGAGUCCCAAGCAACAAUUUAUGAAGUAUAUUUUGGAGCCUCCGCCGUGCAGAGUGGACCCUGGAAACUGUACUGAUUUCUGUUCAAUGCAGGAAGAUUGCUCACAUGGACUUCAGUGCUGCUCUGCCUUCUGCGGGACAGUCUGCACAUUCAACAAAAAUAUAAUCCAAAAAAAGUAA